Messenger RNA from Meira miltonrushii, 654 nucleotides. RefSeq lists its product as uncharacterized. The transcript has a single exon. Lineage: Eukaryota; Fungi; Basidiomycota; Exobasidiomycetes; Exobasidiales; Brachybasidiaceae. The record is from RefSeq and is a predicted model, not a curated record. The coding region runs from base 1 to 654 and encodes 217 amino acids.
AUGUAUCCCUCAAUUGAAAUUCCAGUAAUUUUGUUAUUUGCCUCUCUAUUCGCUCAAAUCAGUGCAACAAAAAGAAUUCGCGAGAAUUCCCUUGACAUUACGACCACCAAGGCUAAAGAACCUCUCCCUUUUGAUUUGAACCAACCAGCACCAGAUGAUAACGAUGGACCAAAUAAAAAGCGAUUAAAGAGCUCUCCUGCCAAGAAAAAAUCGUCAGAAUUUUACAGAGCGAAAUAUCGUCGUCUGAAAGAAAGAAUGCAAAAAGAUCCAGAAUUAGUUCAACGUGUUCAAGAUAGUAAAAUGAAGUAUGAAUUAAAGAAAAAGACAAAAAUGACAGAAGCGGAAAAAGAAGCACAUAAAGAAUCUGUCAGCGCAAGAAACCAUCAGCAAUAUCUGCGUAGAAAAGCAAUUUACGGUAAAGAGGUGAUUAAGCAAAGACGAGAAGUGGCGCAAAUCAAAGAACAGAUGAAAUUUGGACAAGUUUCAGUAGAAGACAAGAAAAAGGUGGACGAUUAUUAUGCGAAAAAGCGAAAAAGGGAUAGGGAUUACGAACCUAGAAGGAAGCAAAGACGGAAGGAUAUGUUUGAAGUCGAUGAUAACUACUGGCCUGCAGAGCUCAGCCCUGCGCACGCUUUCCAAUCAACCUCCUCGUGA